CCGGGCGACCCCCGAGUCCCGGCCUCCUUUUUGCCGCCCCGUCGCCCUCCCACCCGACCAGGCGGAGGAGCUGCGGGAGCGCUGAUUGGCUCCGGGGGAAGCGGGAGGCGAGAACAAUGGCCCCCUCCCCCAGUUAAAAGGGAGCGGCUCCCGGGCCCGGGGACAGGGACGCGCGUGCAGGGCGCAGAGCUGGGCCGAGCCGCCGCCAGUGCCACGCGAGUCCCGCAGCCGCCGCGUCCGGGCCAUGGGCCGGGGGCACUGAGGGCCGCCAGGGCCGAGCGCGGAGGUGGGACCGAGCCAGUGCCUUGCCCUCGCGCCGCGCCAACAUGCCCCGCGGCUUCCUGGUGAAGCGCAGCAAGAAGUCCACGCCCGUGUCCUACCGGGUCCGCGGCGGCGAGGACGGCGACCGCGCGCUGCUGCUCUCGCCUGGCUGCGGGGGCGCCCGCGCCUCGCCCCCAGCGCCGAACGCCGGGCCGGGACCGCUGCUGCCGCCCGCCGAGCGCGCCCAUGCGGCGCUCGCUGCCGCGCUCGCCUGCGCGCCGGGCCCGCCGCCGCCCCCGCCGGGCCCGCGGGCCGCGCACUUCGGCAACCCCGAGGCCGCGCACCCAGCGCCGCUCUACAGCCCCACGCGGCCGGUGAGCCGCGAGCACGAGAAACACAAGUACUUCGAGCGCAGCUUCAACCUCGGGUCACCGGUCUCCGCAGAGUCCUUCCCCACGCCCGCCGCUCUGCUCGGAGGCGGCGCCGGCGCCGGCGCCGGCGUGAACGGCACGGGCGGCGGCGGCACCUGCGGCGGCGACCCGCUGCUCUUUGCGCCCGCCGAGCUCAAGAUGGGCACGGCGUUCUCCGCGGGCGCCGAGGCGGCCCGCGGCCCAGGUCCUGGUCCCCCGCUGCCCCCCGCAGCCUCCCUGCGGCCCCCGGGGAAGCGGCCCGCGCCCCCCACCGCCACCGCCGCCGAGCCGCCCGCCAAGGUAGCCAAGGCCCCGGGCGCCAAGAAGCCCAAAGCCAUCCGCAAGCUGCACUUCGAGGACGAGGUGACCACGUCGCCUGUGCUGGGGCUCAAGAUCAAGGAGGGCCCAGUGGAGGCGCCGCGGGGCCGGGCGGGGGGCGCGGCGCGGCCGCUGGGCGAGUUCAUCUGUCAGCUCUGCAAGGAGGAGUACGCCGACCCGUUCGCGCUGGCGCAGCACAAGUGCUCGCGCAUUGUGCGCGUGGAGUACCGCUGCCCCGAGUGCGCCAAGGUCUUCAGCUGCCCCGCCAACCUGGCUUCACACCGCCGCUGGCACAAACCGCGGCCUGCGCCCGCUGCCGCCCGCGCGUCCGAGCCUGAAGCCGCUGCCAGGGCUGAGGCGCGGGAGGCGACAGGCGGCGGCAGCGACCGCGACACGCCGAGCCCCGGCGGCGUGUCCGAGUCGGGCUCCGAGGACGGGCUCUACGAGUGCCACCACUGCGCCAAGAAGUUCCGCCGCCAGGCCUAUCUGCGCAAGCACCUGCUGGCACACCACCAGGCGCUGCAGGCCAAGAGCGCGCCGCCUGCGCCUCCGGCUGAGGACCUACUGGCCUUGUACCCUGGGCCUGACGAAAAGGCUCCCCAGGAGGCGGCCGGCGACGGCGAGACGGCCGGCGUGCUGGGCUUGAGCGCGUCGGCCGAGUGCCACCUGUGCCCGGUGUGCGGGGAGACGUUCCCCAGCAAGGGAGCCCAGGAGCGCCACCUGCGCCUGCUGCACGCCGCCCAGGUGUUUCCUUGCAAGUACUGCCCGGCCACCUUCUACAGCUCGCCCGGUCUCACGCGGCACAUCAACAAGUGCCAUCCGUCCGAGAACAGACAGGUGAUCCUCCUGCAGGUCCCCGUGCGUCCGGCCUGCUAGAGCGCGCCCUCCACCCCGGCCCCCACUCCCCGCCCCGGAACUGUGCCUUCUCUUGGAGACCCACGAGGAGAGCGCGCCCUGCGCGCCCUGAACCCGCGUCCGCGCCGGGGGCGCCCACCCCCGGUGAAAGUGUUGUCUCCGCUUCUCUCGGUGUGGCGUGACGGUAACCCCGGUCCUCUCGUUGUGACUCCUUUUGGACCCCCACCCCCACCCCUUUUGCGUUGUGUCCCCUUUCCCCACUUGGCGCAACAGGAGCCCGUCUCUUUUCUGUACAAGAGGGAAAAGCUGUACGCGUUUGUCUCGUGGUUGGAAGCUUCCCCCUUGGAGCGGAGAGCUGUUUUUCUUGCUAGUAUUCGCUGUGUUCAUGGUCUAGAAAUGCGGUUUGCUCUCGCCUACCAAUCUCUGCUCUCUAUGUAUGUAGCGUACGGGUUGUUUUGGGUGAAUCUUGAGGAAUAAAUGCCUUUAUAUUUCACAGGCUGUAAAUUGAACUUCCCACACGAUUAGCUUUAUUAUGGCUUGUGAACUGCUGGAGUCUGGCUUUACCUUUUUGUAUGUGAACAAAUCAAAUUGCUUAAAAAAGAGUUUUCUUUAGUAUAGCCACAAAUGCCUUGAACUGUUGUCUGUUUGGGAUUGUUUUUGGGGGGAGGGAAGGGAAUAUUCAGAAAAUGCUGUAGAAACUGCCUCAAUACUUCACAUAAGACUCUUUGGUUUGAUCAUCUUUGUUGAGGUAGGACUAUAUGAGUUCUCUCUAAAUGUAUAUGUUGAUUUAUGAGUAAUUGUUAUUUAUUCUUUAUUUAUUUAUAUUAAUUAUGAAGAUUAUGAUAUUAUUUGAUUGCAGGUCUUUUUUUUUUUCUUUUGGUACGCUUCCCCCCCUUGCCACUCUUGACAUUUCACUGUGCAUUUUAGAAGAGAGCCUUUUUCUAAAGGGAUCUGUUAAAAGUUUUAACUUUUAUACCUAUCUGAGCGAAUUACAGACAACCUACCAUUUUAUUCUGCUUGGAGGGACCCUGGAGCCCUCAUACAACUGACAGCUCUUACUUUUAAAUGCAAUCUCUUUUCUACAUACAUUAUUUUCUUAAUUGUUAGCUAUUUAUAGAAAGCUUCAAUAGAACUGUUUCAACUGUAUAACUAUUUACUAUUCAAAUAAAAAUAUUUUCAAAGUCAAA
Mustela erminea (ermine) is the source of this 3031-nucleotide messenger RNA. It is a transcript of the gene INSM1, whose product is annotated as INSM transcriptional repressor 1. Gene Ontology annotation, molecular function: RNA polymerase II cis-regulatory region sequence-specific DNA binding; DNA-binding transcription repressor activity, RNA polymerase II-specific. The record is from RefSeq and is a predicted model, not a curated record. The transcript has a single exon. NCBI's taxonomy places the organism in Eukaryota, Metazoa, Chordata, Mammalia, Carnivora, Mustelidae. Gene Ontology annotation, biological process: negative regulation of transcription by RNA polymerase II; neuron differentiation; regulation of cell cycle process. Bases 327 to 1865 code for a protein of 512 amino acids. Gene Ontology annotation, cellular component: transcription repressor complex; nucleus.